Haliotis rubra (blacklip abalone) is the source of this 791-nucleotide messenger RNA. Its product is annotated as exosome complex component CSL4-like. Gene Ontology annotation, molecular function: RNA binding. The coding region runs from base 140 to 733 and encodes 197 amino acids. Gene Ontology annotation, biological process: RNA processing. The record is from RefSeq and is a predicted model, not a curated record. Lineage: Eukaryota; Metazoa; Mollusca; Gastropoda; Lepetellida; Haliotidae. Gene Ontology annotation, cellular component: nuclear exosome (RNase complex); cytoplasm. The transcript has 8 exons.
CCUGAGAUCGCAUUUUCACAAUAAAAAAUAAACUGCUGGUGUUUUAGAUAUUGAGCACCCUUAGCUAGCUCAAUACACCACGUCAAACGCGUGUUGAUAUUCCUAAUGAGACAUUCCUAGUUGUAUUUCCGGUUCCAAAAUGGCUGCGCCCACAGUGUGUGUACCAGGUCAGAGAAUAUUUCGGGAAGGUGACAGCUAUGUUGCUGGGGAGGGCACAUAUAAACGAAAUGGCUUCAUCUACUCAAGUCUUGCAGGGUUUCUACAUACGGAUGAAACUGAAGAAGGAAAGAAACGGGUUGAAGUAAGGGCUGAUGUGAGCAAGAAUGUAGUUCCUGCUGUUGAUGCUGUUGUCACUGCUCGGGUUACAAACGUCAAUCCCAGGUUCUGUAAGUGUGCUAUCCUCAGUGUGGGAAAGACACCUUUAAGAGAAACCUUCCGAGGGACUGUCAGACGAGAUGAUGUCCGAGGUACGGAAAAGGACAAGGUGGAGAUGUACAAGUGUUUUCGGCCAGGUGACAUCAUCGUAGCCCGUGUUUUAUCACUGGGAGAUGCACAUUCAUAUCUUCUGAGUACUGCUGAAAAUGAGUUGGGAGUUGUCAUGGCAACUAGUGAAGCAGGGGGCAGCAUGGUGCCGGUCAGCUGGUGCAAGAUGCAGUGCCCUCGGACUCUGGCUGAAGAAUUCCGGAAAGUUGCCAAGGUGCAGAAACAGUUCAUUCAGGACAGCGGAACUUAGCAGCACUUGUUGUCAUCUCGGUGUCAUCAUCUUGUAAAUAAAUGUUGUUUUUUUAUAA